Messenger RNA from Theileria parva strain Muguga, 647 nucleotides. RefSeq names its product Cold-shock' DNA-binding domain protein (gene CSP4). Gene Ontology annotation, molecular function: nucleic acid binding. NCBI's taxonomy places the organism in Eukaryota, Apicomplexa, Aconoidasida, Piroplasmida, Theileriidae. The coding region runs from base 363 to 647 and encodes 94 amino acids. The record is from RefSeq and is a predicted model, not a curated record. The transcript has a single exon.
GUUCAAGUUGUCAUUUUAUUUAUUCUGAUUUUUUUACCACACUCUUAUCACCAUAACAUAAACAACAGCUAUAUAUAACUAUAUAACGGUAUGAGUAUAAUAUAUGUGUGAUAGUGUAGUAAUAGUAUGAGCAGCAAGAUCUGGUAACUGAGUGUAGUAACGUGAGGUUUUAUUCCCAAUAAUUACCACAAAUUUAUUUUACCAAUUUCAGAAAAAAUAUUUAAAUUUUUUUGUCUCCAAUACUCACCUCAAUACUAGUUCUCAACACCUUUGAUACCAACUGUUUUAACGAAAUUUAAAUAACCAAAUUUUCAAAAAUAAAUUAAAUUGAAAAAAAUAUAUUUUUGAGAGUUUUGUUAGAAAUGACAAGAUUAAACGGCGUAUGUAAGUGGUUUAAUAACAAAAAGGGUUACGGGUUUAUAACCCUGGAAAAUGGAGAGGAUGUGUUCGUACAUCAAAGCGAAAUUUAUGCCGACGGAUUCAGAUCACUGCGUGAGAACGAAAAGGUCGAACUCGAAGUCAUUAUGGACAACAACCGCAAAAAGGCCAUUCAUGUGACAGGGCCAAACGGCUCUCAUGUCACUGGUACUAACUCUCAUUACGGAAACAACAAUGAUAAAUUUAACGAUAUUUAUAAUCGUUAUUAA